GUUCGAUGACGUCAUUCAGGAAGUGGACAGAGGGAAGUCCGUGAGGUGCAGGCUUGUGUUAAACUGUUAACUGGAAAGUUUUUAAAUAUUUGUAUGUUGAGGGAUAUUUCGGUCCGAGCAGAGAAAUGUGCAACUUCGAGUAUUGCCUCUGGGAUUAUUGCCAUUGUGGUGUCAAGAAACCUUCAUGAUCUCAAACUGCAAAUAGGGCUUCUGGUUGCAUCAUUCCUGAAUGCCUUGCUGUCGGUAGCGUGCUGCGUCGGCCUCCUUUUGGCCCUUGGUGUCACCGUCGCCAGCAAUGGAAAAGGUUUGAUGUUUGGAUGCAACGAGACCAUGGUGCCCAUUAACGCUCGGUCACCUGUCAGUGCCCAGUGUCCGUUUGAUACCACACGGAUCUAUGAUACCACCCUGGCUCUGUGGAUCCCUUGCGCCGUGUUGUCGGCAGCUGAGGUCGGGCUCUCCCUGUGGUGCUUCAUCGUUGGACUGAGCCUCAGAGGCCUGGCGCCCUGUGGGGAUAGCUACAUCAAAGAGCAGCUGGAGGAAGAGGCCGAGCGCUCCUCCCACACCCGCCGCCUGAUGGGACAACACUCAGACCCUGAAGUUUAGCAGACCUCAUCAGCUGCUUUCAGUCUGUUUAUUUCAAACCACUGAACCGUUUGUGCCAAUAUAACGAAUAUUAGACGUGCUUAUACAUGUGUGGACACCACAGAAACAUGUCGCUCUUAUUGGUAAGGCUCCUACACGGUUUGAGUUUAGGAGUACUAAAGGUGUUAUUCUUGGCAUGUUUUUUCCAUUAUGAAGAAAUUUUAGUUGCUAAAGAUAAUAUUUUUAGUUGUAUUUUAACCUUUGCAAAUUUUGUGCAAAAUCUAAAGGUUUUUUUUAUUAAUUUUUAUUUUAUUUUAUUGUUUAUCCAUGUUUUAAACAGCAUGCUGAUUGAGGUGCAUUCCACUCACCAUUUCAUUAGAUUUUAAAAAUUCAGUUUUAGAGUCAUGAUGUUUGUUAUAAUUCCUUCUUUGUCCGUUUAUUUUAAUACCUAUCAGUAUAAAAUAUUUUAUUAGAAUCAGACUAUCAUCAGAAAUGCUUGCCAACAUUUCUCGAAGAUGCAGCUCAUAUUAAAUUGAUAUAAAGGUUGAUUUAUAAUUCAGCUUACUGCAUUAAAUUGUUGUAUAUUAUAGAAUGGAAACAGUUUUUUUUAUAACUGCAAUGUUGGGAACUUUGAUAAAAAAUAUUAAAUGUGUUGAAAUGUGCUUUAGAAAACAGACAGUAGGAUUAAACUGGAGUGCUGAAUUUCCUUAUUGUUUUUAUUUUUUCUCUGAUAGCAGGUGUUUCAGUCCGUUACUAUUUGUUUUAAACUUUUAAUUCGGAGCUAAACGGUGUAUUGAUUGAGUGUUUUUGUGAGUGUUGAGUACGGUUGAUCAGUGUUAAGUGGGGUCAUAUUAAAAGGUUAAACCAG
Molecule: messenger RNA, 1450 nt
Organism: Austrofundulus limnaeus
Lineage: Eukaryota; Metazoa; Chordata; Actinopteri; Cyprinodontiformes; Rivulidae
Gene: krtcap3
Product: keratinocyte associated protein 3
Source: RefSeq, a predicted model, not a curated record